Xyrauchen texanus (razorback sucker) is the source of this 2808-nucleotide messenger RNA. RefSeq lists its product as uncharacterized. The transcript is spliced from 8 exons. NCBI's taxonomy places the organism in Eukaryota, Metazoa, Chordata, Actinopteri, Cypriniformes, Catostomidae. The record is from RefSeq and is a predicted model, not a curated record. Bases 934 to 2064 code for a protein of 376 amino acids.
UAUCUCUGUAAAUUGCGGUGUUCAGCUUUCCUUCAACCCUGACCAGUCCCUGCCGCUGAAAAAAAAUAAAACACAGCAUGAUACCACCACCAUACUUCACCACUGGGAUGGUAUUGUGCAGUUGAUGAGCAGUGCCUUGCUUCCUCCAGACAUGACGUAUGGAAUUGCGGCAGAACAGUUCAAUCUUAAUUUCAUCAGACCAGUGAAUCUUGUUUCUCUCUGUCUGAGAGUCCUUUAGGUGCUUUUUUGCUUUCUUGCACUGAGGAGAGGUUUCCAUCUGGCCUUAAAGCCCACAUCUCUUGAGCAUAACCAGAGUGAUCUACAGAUUCUUGGUCACCUCUCUUACCAAGGCCCUUCUCCCCUGAUUGCUCAGUUUGGCUGGGCAACCAGCUCUAGGAAGAAUCCUGGUUGUUCCAAACUUCCAUUUAAGUUACAGAAGCCACUGUGCUCUUGGGAACCUUCAAUGCACCCUAAUUGUUUUUGUAGUCUUCCCCAGAUCUGUGUCUCUACACAAUCCUGUCUCUGAGCUCUGCAGGCAGUUCUUUUAACCUAAUGGCUUGGUUUUUGCUCUGAUAUGCAUUUUCAGCUGUGAGACCUUAUAUGUACAGGUGUGUGCCUUUUCAAAUCAUGUCCAAUCGAUUGAAUUUGCCACAGAUGGAUUCCAAUCAAUCUGUUUUUUGCUUUGUCAUUAUGGGGUAUGAAGUGUAGAUUGAUGUAAAAAAUAAAUAAUUUAAAGCAUAACAAAAUGUAAAAAAAUGAAGGGGUCAGAAUACUUUAUGAAUGCACUAUAUAUCUGUAAGGGGCUCACAAAAUAACUGUCUAUAUAUUCAAACAAAUUACAUUGUUGUCUUGUAUGUGUGAUUAUUGAUCACAAAUGAUUAAUCAAAAUGAAAUACAUUUUCAGAAUUGUUUUGAAUUGUUUUUACCUUUUCCAUGCUAUUGAAUUUUCCAGAAGAGGUCAAAGUUUUUAUACCUUUGACUGGCCACAAAGAUAACACUCUCAUGGACUUUAUGGCCAAUCUCAAGAAACAAUUUACGUCUCUGAGGGAAGUUGAUACUGUGGACAACAGCGACAUUGUUUUGCUUUUCUGUCCUAUCGUCUCUCGAGCUGGAACUGAUAUUGAUGCAGCACUGAAGAAAUUCAAUGACUCCACAGUUUCUAAGCCAGCUGCCCUAGUGGUGCUACAUCACACAUUUGACCCAGAGAAAACUGUACUGGAAAGUAGCAGAUUUGUCAAAAGUGUUGACAUACUGACAGUGGACUGUCUGUUCAAUGAGGAUUCAGGAUUACUGCAGUGUCUGAAGAAUUCUGAAGCAAUAAACCAAGUUGUGAACUGGUUAAAACAGCAGAGGAAGAAAAUAGGUGUCCAAGUAUGUCCACCCCAGAACACAUGGCAAAUGUCAAAAAAAAGAGCAGUUAUGCUUGAUAAGGAUGAAGUUAAAUCAGACUCAAACAAGGUUGAAAGGAAUACAGAAGAGGUCAAAGUUUUUAUACCUUUGAUUGGCCACAAAGAUAACACUCUCAUGGACUUUAUGGCCAAUCUCAAGAAACUAUUUACGUCUCUGAGGGAAGUUGAUACUGUGGACAAGAGCGACAUUGUUUUGCUUUUCUGUCCUAUCGUCUCUCGAGCUGGAACUGAUAUUGAAGCAGCACUGAAGAAAUUCAAUGACUCCACAGUUUCUAAGCCAGCUGCCCUAGUGGUGCUACAUCACACAUUUGACCCAGAGAAAACUGUACUGGAAAGUAGCAGAUUUGUCAAAAGUGUUGACAUACUGACAGUGGACUGUCUGUUCAAUGAGGAUUCAGGAUUACUGCAGUGUCUGAAGAAUUCUGAAGCAAUAAACCAAGUUGUGAACUGGUUAAAACAGCAGUCGAUGAGUGAGAAAGAGAAACCAUUAGAGAACACAGUCCAAGAACAGGAAGCCAGUAAAAUGAACAGCCAACUAGAGGAGGGAUGGACUACACUGGAAACACUCCGUCAGGAGACAAUGCUGCCAAAAGAACUACAGCAGCAGACAAAUGGUGAACAUUGCUAUAAAGAAGAACAUGUAAGGCUGGCAUAAGAUGUCAUAAAAGUCAAAGAACUCUGCGAGAACAAAGUCAUAAAAACUCUCUCACAAGCAAGGUCUACAUCUUAGAAAACCAAGACAUCUCUGUGUGAAAAACCACACAGCUUCCUUCUUAACAAACAUUUGACCACCUGAGACAUCCUGCCAUCCACAUUCUGCCCCCACAAACUCCAGCUGUUCUCUAUUACCCUGCCCCCCCCCCCCACCACAAGGUACACACAAAGACACACAAAAUGUAUAUGUGAAAAUGUAACAAAGAAAAAACAUGAAAACAAGUAAUACAACUAGGCAUGUUUGAUAUCAUUUAAGAGUUCUCUGUUCGACUGGCAUAAUGUUCUUUUGCUCAGGUUUGUAAAUCUAAUGACAACAAAGUUAAAAAGUCUUUGCCAAAUAUUGUAUAAUUCUGGAGGUCUAUCCCCCUCCUUACCUGUAGGUUAACUCCAGGAACCCAAGAACCCAUUCACCCCCAAAUUCUCAUUGUUCAAAGGAUAAUACCAUUUAGUGCACAAUGUUUAUUCUGUCUGUAUAUUUAAGGAAAGCUGGCCCAGAGCUAGAGGUUCUCUGUAGUCAGACCAUCCCACACAGUUUACUGUGUGUAGUUUCUAUCAGGUAAUUGCAAUUUGAAUUUCUUAUUGUCAGGUAUGUUUUUCUUUGAUUUGUAUUUUAUUUUUAGGCAUGUUUGUUUAUUCUGAUCAUAUGUAAACUUUGCUUUGAUUGAUUUUGUAACUUACAUUUUAA